AUGACUUCUCAUACGUAUUAUGUUGACACUGAAGUUGACUUCUCCGAACAUCCUUCUCUGAACCUUUUUGACGUGCCACAUGUGGUGACAAAGUUCUAUCAGCACCUGCUUGCUUUGGCAUUUGCUGUGAAGGAGAUCAAUGAGAAUCCCAAGAUCUUGCCCAAUGUCACACUUGGGUUCCACAUUUACGACAGCUACUGUGAUGCAAAGAUGACCUACCGUACCACGCUGGACCUUCUCUUCAAGUCAGAUAGAUUUGUCCCCAACUACAAAUGCGACAGCCAGAAAAACCUCAUAGCUGUCACAGGAGGACUUGGCUCUCGUACCUCCCAUUGUAUGGCAGACAUCAUUGGUCUCUACAAGAUUCCUCAGCUCACAUACGGCUCCUUUCCCCCAAAGAUGGACAGUGAUGACACACAGCUCCCUUACUUUUACCACAUGGCUCCAAAUGCAGUCCAUCAGUAUAUGGGGAUUAUCCGGCUUCUUCAGAGGUUUAGGUGGACAUGGGUUGGGCUCUUUGUUGUGGAUGGGAACAGUGGAGAACAAUUCUUGCAGACCAUAGAAUCAUUAUUUUUCCAGAAUGGAAUUUGUUCAGCAUUCACCAAAAGAAUGCCAGAACAAACCCAACUGGAUAACCCUCUGGACAUACUUGCUAUAGCUUUACCUGUAUAUUUACCAUUAACAAAUAAAAAACCCAGUACAUUUAUCAUGUAUGGAGGAUCAAUGGCAAUUUCAACAUUCAGAACUUUUGUAUUACUUCAAGAUGUCGCCAGUUAUAACAGGACAGUAUUUGGAAAAGUGUGGAUUAUGACAACCCAGAUUGAUUUCAUUUUAACUGGCCUUCAAAGGAGUUGGGAUCUCCAGUUGUUCCAAGGUGCCCUUUCCUUUACAAUUCACUCAGAAGAGCUUCUAGAGUUCAACCAAUUCCUUCAGAACAUCCAAACACAAAGGACCAAAGGAGAUGGCUUUUUGAAGGACUUCUGGGGGCAGGCAUUUAACUGUUUCUAUCCUGAUCCACGUAUGCCUGUCAAGGAUGAUGGAACAUGUACUGGAGAAGAGAGGCUGGAAAGCCUCCCAACAGCUGUUUUUGAAAUGCACAUGACUGCCCACAGCUACAGUAUCUACAAUGCUGUCUAUGCUUUUGCUCAUGCACUGCAUGCUAUGUUCACAUCCAGACCCAAGCACAAAGAAAGUAAUAAUAUGAAGCAUCAAUCUAUGCAGCCUUGGCAGAAAGUGAGAGUUGGAAAGGUGGAUCCCAAUGAUCUAGAAGAAAGCAAAUUCACCAUUAAUGAGCAUAUGAUUGUGUGGCACAGUCAUUUUAACCAGGUGCUUCCUCUUUCUAUGUGUAAUGAUUACUGCCAGCCUGGUCAUCAGAAGAAGAAAAAGGAAGGAGAAAAGUUUUGCUGCUAUGAUUGCACCCCAUGCCCAGAUGGGAAGAUUUCAAACCAGACUGAUAUGGAUGACUGCUUCAGAUGCCCAGAAGAUCAAUAUCCAAACAAGAAUAAAAAUGGCUGCGUCCCCAAAGUCAAAACCUUUCUCUCAUAUGAAGAACCCAUAGGGAUCGCUUUAGCCUCACUUGCAAUUUCUUUUUCUCUGAUCACGGCCUUGAUUCUAGGAACUUUUAUUAAGCACAGAGACACCCCCAUAGUCAAAGCCAACAACCGGGAACUUACCUACACUCUCCUCAUCUCCCUCCUGCUCUGCUUCCUCUCUUCUUUGUUAUUCAUUGGCCAGCCUGGGAAAACGAUCUGCCUUCUCCGACAACCAACAUUUGGCAUUAUCUUCUCAGUGGUUGUUUCAUGCGUUCUGGCAAAAACUACCAUUGUUUCUCUAGCAUUUAUGGCUUCAAAGCCUGGCUCUAGAAUGAAGAAAUGGCUAGGGAGAAGACUGGCUUUUUCCAUUGUCCUUUCCUGCUCCUUUAUUCCAGUAGGCAUUUGUGCUGUGUGGUUAUCAACCUUUCCCCCAUUCCCCCAUUUAGACAUGUAUUCAGUUACUGAAGAAAUUAUAGUGCAAUGUAAUGAAGGGCUUGUUGCAAUGUUUUACUGUGUCCUGGGCUACUUAGGUCUUUUGGCCAUUGCCAGCUUCAUUGAGGCAUUCCUUGUCCGCAAGUUACCCGAUAUUUUUAAUGAAGCUAAAUUCAUAACAUUCAGCAUGUUGGCAUUUUGCAGUGUGUGGGUCUCCUUUGUUCCAACCUACCUAAGCACAAGAGGAAAGCAUAUGGUGGCUGUGGAGGUCUUCUCCAUCUUGGCUUCCAGUGCUGGUGUACUGGCUUGUAUCUUCCUUCCUAAAUGCUACAUCAUCCUCUUGAAACCUGAACUGAACUGCAGGGAGCAGAUAAGCAGAAAAUAA
Molecule: messenger RNA, 2349 nt
Organism: Podarcis raffonei (Aeolian wall lizard)
Lineage: Eukaryota; Metazoa; Chordata; Lepidosauria; Squamata; Lacertidae
Product: vomeronasal type-2 receptor 26-like
Exons: 6
Coding region: 1-2349 (782 amino acids)
Biological process (GO): G protein-coupled receptor signaling pathway
Cellular component (GO): membrane
Molecular function (GO): G protein-coupled receptor activity
Source: RefSeq, a predicted model, not a curated record